AUGGCGUCUCCGACACCGCCGAUCGCGCUUUUCGUGUCGCUUCUCUUCUUAAUCUCUUCUAUGGUAUCCGGCGACAACACGAACCACGUGUACUCUCCGUGCGGCGACGCGACGGUGCAGAGGUCCGACGGCUUCACCUUCGGGAUCGCGUUCGCAUCGCGGCCGGCGUUCUUCUCCGGAAACUACCAGCUGUCUCCCUGCGACCACCGGCUGUCGCUCGCCUCCGGCAACUCUCAGGUCGCCGUCUUCCGCCCUAAGGUCGACGAGAUCUCGCUGCUCACCAUCAACACCUCCAACUUCUUCCCGGACUCUUACGGAGGCUAUAUGGUGGCAUUUGCUGGCCGAAGAUACGCUGCCCGAUCGAUUCCUGCUUUUGUUGCAAACAGUACAUAUAUAGUCACCAGUUUUACCCUGGUUCAAGAAUUUAGAAAAGGGAGGCUGCAAAACUUGUUCUGGAAAAGAGACGGUUGUGCUUCUUGCUCGGGCAGGUCGAAUUUCGUCUGCCUCAAUAAUCAAGACUGCGCCAUCCGAUCCAGUAACUGCAGGAGUCACGGUGGGUCCGUAGAUUGCAGCCUCGGAAUACAGCUGGCGUUUUCCGGCACGGACAAGCAUGAGUCUGUUUUCAACUCAUGGUAUGAGGUUAAGAAUCUCCGCCAGUAUUCGCUCUACGGCCUUUAUUCUAAUCUCAGGGACUCACUCACCAGCCAAUACAACAGAUUUUUCUAA
Messenger RNA from Striga hermonthica, 726 nucleotides. The record is from the annotation of a GenBank genome assembly. Lineage: Eukaryota; Viridiplantae; Streptophyta; Magnoliopsida; Lamiales; Orobanchaceae.